AUGUUGCGCUCCGAAGCAUGUAUGUCAUCUUCCCGGCGGACGAAGUCGUACAGCUGUCAUUCGGUCGACCAGCAAUACGUCAGCGUCAACAGCAGCGGUCCGGUCAAUGUUGCUAUUGCGACCAACACCGUACUGUCCAAGGUAAAAAAAAAAAUGUAAUAUUUUAAAAUAUCCCCAAUUUUUUCCACGUUGAAAAUCGUUCAGGUUAUACAGUUGACCGUAUUAUGAUAUGACUUAUCAAAAGUAAAAUUAUUAUUUAUUAUAUUUGUUAUUAUUCAUCUUAAAAUUAAAUGACUAUACACUAUAUAAAUACUGGUAUGUGAUGGAGCAUGCGUGAUGUAUGAAUAUUUUAAUUUAAACGUAAUAAAUUAUUAUCGCUUUAAAAAGAAAAAAAAAUUGCUUCCGAGUAGUAUUUUGAAAUUUUAACGCUCGUACAUACUAUAUAAAUUGUUUUAUUAUUAUCUUAUUUUUAGUUUUUGUGAAUUUCUUAUAAACUAUCGAAAAAAACAAAAACAUAUUUAAAUGUUCGGAUUGACUACAUCUCUAUACAAAUUGUGUUUGAAAUUAUUGAAAGAGCCCUGAAAAGUUCCUCCAAAAAAAUACAACUUUAAAAAAAAUUAAGCCGUUGACCAACGGCUCUACGAGAGAAUUUCGUUUAGAAGGGUUUGUCACUUAUCCGUAGCCACAUUACUCAGCUGUUUCCAAAGAUCCAAUUCUUUUUCAAUAUUCAAUAUUUAUUUUUUUGAAAAGCCAAGGCGUUGCAAUUCCACCCCCUUCGCAGUGUCUAUGUGCAACGCCGCUAUAGUAUCUAGAGUUUAAAGUUUAAACCGGAUGAGUAGGAAAGAGUUAUCAAUUUAUCAUCUAAAAAUAAGUAAGUUGCAAUUUAAUACCUUUCCCUAUUCCUUCUGUCUAAAUUUUAAACUUAUAUAACUCAUAAAUGGUAAAUCUGAUAUUAGCAUUAUGUAUACCUAGCAAAAUGUUUAGAUAAAUAAUCUCUAUUUGAAUUUGAAAGGGGAGGAGGGUUGCUGUUUAAAAAUCCAAAGUGGAUACUUCUUUCAUGUAUAAGGAAUAGUGAUAAGAAUUGAAAAUUGUUGGACCAUGAUAAAAAAGUCUCUCUGUAUAAUUGAAGCAUAGUUAAUAUAAAUAAUAAAUUAGAUAGUUUAUAAGUAGAUAGUUAUAGGAUAAGUCAUUACAAUGUAUUCUUGUGUACAUAGGACUGUAACCAUUUUAUUCUAUUUAUUUAUUAGUAAACCAUAUAAAAGACUCUAUAAUAAUAUAGGUACCCUUUACAUAAAAACGGCAUGUCUAUUUUCUCACGCUUCAACGGAAAACCGGACGCUUUUAUAAACACAAGAUAUAAGUUGUAUUGUUCUUGUAUAUUUUAAAUUUGUAUAUUUUUUUUUUUUGUAACUCAUUUAUUUAUGUAUACGUGACGUUCAGCUGAAAUAUUUGAGUGCUUGAUAAUAAUGAUCCCCUGGGGUCCGAUGCUUGAAUAUUUUUUCCACAUUCAGAUCCCUUUUCACACCACUCCAAUUAGCGUGGCAAAGCAAGUGUCUCUCGCUGUAGCAUAAAACUCGGAGACAAAAAAAAUAAUAUUCCCUUUAGUUGACUAUAUUAUUAUUAUUAUACGAUAGAAAAUACUAGCAACCGCGGUAAAAAGUGGUUUCAGUUGUUAUUGAACAUGAAAUAUUAAUUUUUACGUGUGUGCUUUAGACCAGUGUUUCCCAACUGGUGUUUCGCGGAACCUUUGGGUUCCGCGAACCAGUGCCAAGGGUACCGUGAGGAAUUUGGGAAAAAAUAA
This is a messenger RNA of Cinara cedri, 1801 nucleotides long. NCBI's taxonomy places the organism in Eukaryota, Metazoa, Arthropoda, Insecta, Hemiptera, Aphididae. The record is from the annotation of a GenBank genome assembly.